Molecule: messenger RNA, 1536 nt
Organism: Cotesia congregata
Lineage: Eukaryota; Metazoa; Arthropoda; Insecta; Hymenoptera; Braconidae
Source: the annotation of a GenBank genome assembly
AUGUUAUUAUCAAAGUUUAUUUACAAUCUCAUUUUAAUUUACGUGAAUCUAGUAGACAUGAAUUUGUCAGUAGCCGAGCAUCAAGUGCGUGAAAUGCUGCAGCAAGCAGAAGACUGCACUGAGGACAAUCCUGAUACCUGUAUAAUGAUUGGAAAUUUGAGUACAUUUACAAGGAUACUUGCACAAUUGUGCGAACAACGAGCAACUGUUCCUAUGAGUGCCUCUCACUCGUUACACUGUAAUGGAAAGGAAAAUAAUGGUAAAAUUGGAUCAAAAAGGAUGGCAUAUCAAGUAUUUUUGGGUGGAUCUUGUAAUCCCACAACUUGGCGAUCAGAGAUAGCAAUCCCUACGCUUCAAAGACUUGGAAUUACUUAUUAUAAUCCGCAAGUCUCUCAAUGGGGACCGGAAUUAAUCGCCGAAGAAUACGAGGCUAAAGAAACGGCACAAGUUUUACUUUUCGUAAUAGAUAAUCAAACUCGUAAUACCGCGGGUAUAAUUGAGGCGGCUCAACUAGCGGCUACAAGAAGUCAUUCAUUAGUACUUGUUGUUUAUCAUUAUCAGCAAAAUCAAACUAUUUUAGGAGAAACUAUUUCCGCAUUGGAAUAUUGUGAUUUAAUGAAUGGGCUAUUAGUACUUGAAUAUUUAACAGAGAGACAAGGAAUUCCCAUAUUUGAAAGUAUCUCCGGUGCCCUAAAUGGAACUUCCAAAAUUCUCCGAGAAGCAAUUAAUGUUCAAGAUUUGAACCACGAAGACGGAAUAAAGCCUACGCAAAAAAACGGCAUCGAUACAAUAAAAUUGAAAGAGGUGUUUGGUUCUAUCGACGUCAACGACACAGGAACUGUUCGUUUAGAAGAUGCCUGGAGAGCGCUGCAAUCAAGUAUUAAGUGCAAUAUGUCCAUGUCUGAAUUAUUUAAUGCCAUUAGUCAAUCAGAUACCUACGAGAGUAUAAUGAAAAAUUGUUCAAGUAUAGAAGACUUAGCUGGACAACAAAUAAAUUUAGAGCAAUUUUUGGCGUUAGCAAAUGAAUGGAUGCAGCGAUUUAAAAAUAAUAUAACCACAUGUGAAGACUGGACGCAAAGCCAUGUGCCUGAUUCCGAGAAAUGUGAUUUAUAUAUUGGAGUCGUUGGGAAAGAUCACAUUUGGUUAGAAUCAUCAGCCAUACCACUGAUUGAAUCAGUAGGCCUGUCAUUAAACCGACCGAGUGCAAAUGAUUAUACGGUUAUGACAAUGCCAUCAGAGUUACAACGAAUGAAAAGCUCACGAGUUAUUUUAUUGGUACUACCUCAGCAUUCGCGGGGUGUUGCUAUAGCCGCAUUGGCAGCUCAUUUAAUAGGACUACGCGCUAAGCUUGUCCUUUGUAUACAAUUAAUGCCCGAUGGCUGUGUUGUUUCUGGUGAACAGUUAACCGAGCAAGCUACAAAAGACUACAAUCGUGGUAGAAUGUAUCUCUCGGACUAUGCAAAGCGCGAAAAUGUACCUGUAUUUCAGAAGAUCGCUGACGCGUUACAACACGCGAUAAAGCUAGUUCAAAGUUGA